Messenger RNA from Homarus americanus (American lobster), 2148 nucleotides. RefSeq names its product proline and serine-rich protein 1-like. The coding region runs from base 1 to 2148 and encodes 715 amino acids. Lineage: Eukaryota; Metazoa; Arthropoda; Malacostraca; Decapoda; Nephropidae. The record is from RefSeq and is a predicted model, not a curated record. The transcript has a single exon.
AUGUCUUUCAGUGUCCCGCUGUCUUCCCAGGUCCCACAGGUCUCCCAGGUCCCACAGGUCUUCCCCAGGUCCCACAGGUCUUCCCAGUCCCACAGGUCCCUUCCCAGGUCCCGACAGGUCCUCUCCCAGGUCCCACAGGUCUUCCCAGGUCCCACAGGUCUCCCAGUCCCACAGGUCUUCCCAGGUCCCCACAGGUUCCUUCCCAGGUCCUGGCUAGGUCUCUCCCAGGCCCACAGGUCUUCCCCAGUGUCCCACAGGUCUUCCCAGGUCCUGCUGUCUCCCAGUGUCCCGCUGGUCUCCCCUGUGUCCCCCAGGUCUUCCCAGGUCUGCUCAGGCUCCCAGUGUCCCACAGGUCUUCCCCAGUCCCGUCAGGUCUUCCCAGUCCCACAGGUCUUCUCCCCAGUCCCACAGGCCUUCCCAGGUCCUGCCAGGUCUCCUGUCCUGGCUGUCUUCCCAGGUCCUGCCAGGUCUUCCUGUAGGUCCCACAGGUCUUCCCUAGUCCCACAGGUCUCCCAGGUCCCACAGGUCUCCCAGGUCCCACAGGUCUCCUGUGUCCCACAGGUCUCCCAGUCCCACAGGUUCCUGUGUCCCACAGGUCUUCUCAGGUCCCACAGGUCUCCCCAGGUCCUGGCCAGGUCUCCCAGUCCCCACAGGUCUCUCUCCCCAGGUCCCUGGCCAGGUCUCCCAGGUCCCACAGGUCUCUCCCAGGUCCCACAGGUCUUCCCAGGUCCCGGCUGUCUUCCCAGGUCCCUGACAGGUCUUCCCAGGUCCCACAGGUCUUCCAGUGUCCUGCAGGUCUUCCCAGGUCCCACAGGUUCCUCCUGUGUCCCACAGGCUCUUCCCCAGGUCCUGCUGGUGGUCUUCCCAGGUCCCACAGGUCUUCCUAGUGUCCUGCUGAGGUCUUCCCAGGUCCCACAGGUCCCUUCAGUCCCACAGGUCUCUCCAGUGUCCCUCCAGGUCUCCAGUGUCCCAGCCAGGUCUCCCCAGGUCCCCCAGGUCUCCCAGUCCCACAGGUCUUCAGGUCCCACAGGUUCCUUCCAGGUCCCACAGGUCUCCAGUGUCCGCCAGGUCUUCCCCAGGUCCCGGACAGGUCUCUCCCAGUCCCACAGGUCUUCCCAGGUCCCACAGGUCUUCCUCCCCAGGUCCUGGCCAGGCUCCUUUCAGGUCCCACAGGUCUUCCCUGUGUCCUGGCUGUGUCUUUCUGUGUCCCACAGGUCUUCCAGUGUCCCACAGGUCUCUCCCAGUGUCCCUCAGGUCUUCCCAGGUCCCACAGGUUCCCCAGGUCCUGCUGUGUCUUUUCAGUGUCCCACAGGUCUUUCCAGUGUCCUGCCAGGUCUUCCUGUGUCCUGCUGUGUCUUCCUGUCCCCAGGUCUUCCUAGUCCCACAGGUCUUCCAGUGUCCCACAGGUCUUCCCAGGUCCCACAGGUCCCACAGGUCUCCCAGUGUCCCACAGGUUCUCUCCAGGUCCCACAGGUCUCCCAGGUCCCGACAGGUCUUCAGUGUCCCACAGUCUCUCCAGUGUCCCCACAGGUCUUCCCAGGUCCUGGCUGGUCUUCCCAGUGUCCCACAGGUCUCUCUCUCCCAGGUCCUGCCAGGUCUCCCCAGGUCCCACAGGCCCCAGUGUCCUGCUGCAGGUCUUCCUGUGUCCCGCUGGUCCUCCAGGUCCCUGGCCAGUUCUCUCCCUGUGUCCCACAGUCUUCAGUGUCCCACAGGUCUUCCUGUGUCCCACUGUCUUCCCAGGUCCCACAGGUCUUCCUUGUCCUGGCUGUGUCUUCCCAGUCCCACAUGUGUCUUCCAGUGUCCCACAGGUCUCCAGGUCCCAGGUCCCUUCCCAGGUCCCACAGGUCUUCCCAGGUCCCGGCCAGGUCUCCCAGGUCCCACAGGUCCCACAGGUCUCCCAGUGUCCCACAGGUCUCCCAGGUCCCACAGGUCUUCCCCAGUCCUGCCAGGUCUUCCCCAGGUCCUGCUGUGUCUCUCCUGUGUCCCACAGUGUCUUCCCAGUGUCCCACUGUCUUCCUGUCCCGGCUGUCUCCCUGUGUCCCACAGGUCUUCCUGUGUCCUGCCUGUGUCCUGUGUUCCUGUCAGGUCUUCCUGUGUCCCGCUGUGUCUUUCAGUGUCCCUGCUGUGUCUUCCCUGUGUCCUGGCUAG